ACAUUGUGGCCCACUCGUAUCGAUCGAGCAGCGCGUCCGUCAGCGUACACGGUCUUCUCGCGGGCCGCACCCCUGCUCUCCCUUCCUUGCCUGCCACGCCCGGGCAUGUCGGAGGCCGUGGAAACGGAGCGUGCUCUUCCGCCCACUUCGAGUCAUCAGCCGGAGCUCGCCCAGGGCGAAGUUUCCGGUGGCCUCUCAGCUGCGGCCCAGGACAGCUGCCUGGCAAACAUGAAAGUCCAUUUCGGGGAACUCUUUACCCUGCUGCAGGGCAUCGCCGAGUUCGACCAGGCUUGCAGGAGUCUCGAGUCGAGGCCGCGCGAGGCCGAGUACGAUGAGGUGCAAGUCGCCGUUGCGUCCGACGCAAAACUAAAGGAGAUCUCGCUUUCUGCACCAGACUAUUCGAUCGAGGCAGGCGUCAUGACACCGAGCAGUUUACAAAUUCUGAGUGUAUUGCGAAGCGAUCUUGAAACACAGAUAACGGCCAACAAGGAGUUCUUUGGCGAUGCGCAGGACAUUUUGUGUAAGCCAAUCGGGCAGAUCUUGGAUGGCAAAUUUGACAAGUGUAGCAAGGAGGAGGGAUGGAUCCAGGAAGACAUCGGUCAAUUCAUCUUGAGAGUGUUCGAGGAUAUUCUGAAAGACAGUGGGAGCUACCGCCUCAUGAUGAACGACUUCAAGACGAAGAUCGAGCGCCUCACUGCGAAAUGUAAGAAGUGUUCAAACAAGCUAUCACAAGAUGAUCUGGUUCCAGAGCGAUUGAUUCACGAGGAAGAGCGGACCAAGUGCAUCACAGACCUCUACGACCUGCACCAUCACCGCGCCAUUGAUGCGGAGAGGCCGAGCAAUAUCCCAGAGCUCUUGAAGAACAGCCAGCGCCGUUUCGAACAGGUCUUCAAGUCGCGCACCGAGGAGAUUAAUCUCCAAGAGCGGGCGCACACACACAUGGCCAGGCAGGCGCAAGCGUCGUUGAAACAGCAGGAUAAGUACCAUUCAGAAGCGAAGGCUCGAUACUCUAACAUGGAGCAGCACUCGCAUUUGAUGGAGAAGGUGGCUGCGCAAGAAUUGCGCUCUGUCGUGACGGAUCUCCUGGCAGGCUUGGAGCGCGCAAGCAGUUUGGCGGAGACUAUCCGCACUUGUCGGGUAAAGCGCAGUAGGUGUGAACACGCGGAUGACGCAAUCGACUUGUUGAUGACGGAGGCGAAGAAUUCCCAGAAGAGACGCUUGAAAUGCCACGAGCUCGUGGCGCGCUACCGACAGGGCGCAGAGCUUCUCAACAUGUGGGCAGAAUGGUUGCGGGGCUCAUACCGCUGGAUGGAGGUCAACAUGUUGGCCAAGCGCGAGGCGCUCAAGCAGGAGCUUCCGGCCGAGAAGCUUCAGUUCGAGGCGCUGCUGCACGAGUUCUCGGAAGAUUCGCACCACAGUACCAGGAGGCAGAGUGGGCGAGGGAGGAAACGCAGUUGCAGAAACAAGACGCUGUCAAGGAGGCGCUCCGCGCGGAGCGGAUCCCCGGCAAGACGAACGAGGCCCACGAAGCCAACGCCAGAGUACGGGAGCUCGAGCAGGGCAUCCGAGAGAUCGAGACGAGGAUGA
This is a messenger RNA of Prorocentrum cordatum, 1587 nucleotides long. The record is from the annotation of a GenBank genome assembly. Lineage: Eukaryota; Dinophyceae; Prorocentrales; Prorocentraceae.